Messenger RNA from Biomphalaria glabrata, 1291 nucleotides. RefSeq lists its product as uncharacterized. Lineage: Eukaryota; Metazoa; Mollusca; Gastropoda; Planorbidae. Bases 116 to 1051 code for a protein of 311 amino acids. The transcript has 3 exons. The record is from RefSeq and is a predicted model, not a curated record.
UCAUAUUAUCAGUGUGUAAUCUCGUCUCUUGGGAGCAGUGGGAACUUGACAGACUGUAGUUUUGGAGAUAUGCACUCAUCAGUUCUGGUACUUGUCUGGUAGGAUUACGAACACAAUGCCAAACACACUGACAAUCAUUUUGGCAACGCAUGUGUUGUACAUCUCCGGGUCUGUGUCCGCUGCAGCCUUGAUUGACCACGACCCGUCCCAUAAUUCCUUUCGGGUCAGGUCUGGGGAGCAGCUGCCUGGCUUCAAGUACAUCUACCUGGCUGAAGAUGGUCACAUCAGCAGCACUUUCAACCACUCCAUCGUACAGCUGGAGAUUGCCGGGUCACCGCUGUGUAGCGAGUUGGCCUUGAGAGUCGCAGCAGACGACCUAAUCAAAAUGACUCAGCAUAUGCCGCGGCACAUCUUCGAGAACGUGGCGUCCAAGUCUACCGUCGGGAUCUUUUCCGCGCAGGAGAAGAUAAUCGUCUUCCCGGAGUAUGCUCACUUUGCCAACGGUGAUUGUGGUUCUUCGUGUCUAGGUCCUUGUUCUCAUACAUGCUCGAGUGACGGCAGAAAGUACGAGACCAUAGCAGGGCUCGGGGGCAAGAGGGCGGCUAUCCUGGAGGAUAACGUGCUGUGCACUUCACGAGACCCCUACUACCACUACCUGAGCGUGCUAGUCCACGAGUUCACCCACACUAUACACGCCUAUGGCCUGGAGCCUGCCACCCGCCACAACAUCACCGUGGCCUACCAUCAUGCCUUGCAAUCCCACAUCUGGGCGACGGGCUCUUACGCCAUGUCCAAUGAAAGGGAGUACCUGGCUGUCGCCACCACCGUCUUCUUCGGCGUCAACCGGAACGGGUCUCAGAACUCUGGGGGGAUGAACACUUGCGGGGGCGCCCUGUGCCAUACGGAGCAGGACGGAAGGCGCCACCUGCAGGAAAAGGACACGAUGCUAUUUGAUAUCCUAUCGUACGUCUUUACUGACAAUAACGCAGACGUGACCAGUCAAUUAACGACGUGUCCAGCCGUAGGUUUUGACCCGUCUAUUGUUGGAUAGCAGGACAAGGAAUGCAUAGGAAGCAACACCAAAACAAGAACGACAUUGACCCUCAGAAAUAUGAAGUCGUAAACAGUAAACAUUAAGGCCUACCAUAUGGUAAUUAAAAAAAAAAGAAUGUUUGAAAGUUAACUGGAGGAAAGAGAAAUAGAUUUAAUUAAAAGGAUUACGACAUUAAUUUGGUAUUACUUUUUUAUAUUACGACUUACUAGUUUAAAUGUUAAUUCCAGUUAAAUAAAA